AUGUUCUCCAAGUUCACCACCAUCCUCGCUGCUGCUUCUGCUGCCCUGGUCUCUGCCGGCCCUCUCCCCCGUGGUGACUCCGGCUCUGCCAGCAUCACCCCCCACGACCAGUACUCCAGCAGCAUUGGAGUUCUCGGCUGCAAGAUCAACACCAACCGCGUCGCCUACUGGCCCGGUUCCGUUGACUGCAACAACAUCUGCGUCAAGGUCUCCCACGAGGGCCGCUCUGUCUAUCUCCUCAAGAUCGACUCCUCCGGCGGUGCUCACGACAUCUCCUACGAUGCCUGGAACUACCUUGGCUUCGGCGAGUCUGCCACCAAGGACCCCCAGGAGGGCGGUGGCAUCGCCAUGGACUACGAGUAUGUCCACGCCUCCAAGUGCAAGGACAUCCUCGACAAGGGCAAGCUCCCCCUCGCCGCCGCCAACUCCAUGAAUUACGUCGCCUCUUGCCUCAGCGAGCCCAAGAGCUGGGUCGCCCAGAACUACGUGCUCUACAACAUCAACGACCCCGUCUGCAAGUACGGUGUUAACGAGAAGUGCCACCUCAACCUUGCCGUCAGCAACCAGCCCGAGUGCCCCAGCGGUCUCGGCUCCGUCAAGGAGCUCAACCUCAAGGUCGAGAACAUCCUCUACGGCUCUGGCAAGAAGGUCGCUGCUCAGUAG
This is a messenger RNA of Fusarium tjaetaba, 663 nucleotides long. RefSeq lists its product as uncharacterized. The transcript has a single exon. Lineage: Eukaryota; Fungi; Ascomycota; Sordariomycetes; Hypocreales; Nectriaceae. Bases 1 to 663 code for a protein of 220 amino acids. The record is from RefSeq and is a predicted model, not a curated record.